AGCCGUCACCCCGUGACGUAGCACGCAAGAGUCGAGCGCAGUGCAUUGUGGUCGCCGGUGCUUGACUAGAAACCAAAUACUAAUCUAUGAGAGAAACAGAAACCACACUGCUCUCCUGCUAACUACGGUGAUAUCCAGCCUCCACGCUCAGUAGUUGGUGAUCUGUGACCCCCUACAAAGCAGCCAUGUCGUCGACAUCUCAGAAACAUAAAGAUUUCGUGGCCGAGCCCAUGGGUGAGAAGUCUGUGAUGGCUCUUGCUGGCAUCGGAGAGGUCCUUGGCAAAAGACUGGAGGAGAAAGGUUUUGACAAGGCGUAUGUUGUCCUCGGACAGUUCCUAGUGCUAAAGAAAGACGAGGAGCUCUUCCGGGACUGGCUCAAGGAUACUUGUGGGGCAAAUGUCAAACAACAAGGUGACUGCUAUGGCUGUCUUAAAGAAUGGUGUGACUCCUUCCUAUAAAGCGUUGAGUCAUUGUUUUCUACUUCUGAAGUCCAAACUGUACAUUACCUCUUCUGAAAUAUUGAUUCACUUAAGCUACACCAUAUAUAUAUUUGAACUGACACUGUACACACUAUUGAGGUUUAUUGAAAUCAACUUGUUUUUAAAUUAUACUUAAAGCUGUUAGUGUAUCUCAGAAGUCCCUUGACCCCCAAAUCAAAUUCAAACAUGCCCUUCUCAUGGCAUCGCAAAGAGUUGGAUACUAUUAAUCGAUUUGUCUUUAAAUUGUGUUGGUGGGUCAUCACAAAAUGUGAUCUGAUGUGAAUCUGCCUGUAAUGUUUACUCGCUGUCAGUAGCCAUUUUACAGCAGACAUUUUGACUUGUCAUAGUAGUAAUGGGUGUAGUAAUAACAUCAAUGGUGGCUUCUUUCCAUUAGGGUUUAUCAGUAAGUCAUGUUACUGAGCCAGCAUGCACAUAAGCAGGGCUGUCACACUGGGACACUAAAAUCGAAUGUAGCCUUUAUUAACGUUCGUACACCCUUUGUGUGACACGUCAGAAUGUCUGCUGUGAGGACAGUUUAUAGAUGAGCUUCAGACUGAAUGUCCAGUUUUUGGGAAAAAGUUGCUCAUGUUUAUGAUACUGCAAAGGCUUUCUGUUCAAGGUUACAUUUUAUAUUCAGGUUCAUUCAUUGUCUGCCAUGUACUGAGAUUUUACCUAUUUGUUAAGCUAAACAUGGCUAGCUUGUUCUAUGUUUUUAAACCUUUUACCUUCAGAAAAACACCUAGAUUUUGAUUCAGCACAUGUGUAAUGUGAUGAUUACCCAGUACGAUCCAGACAAAUAUUUCUAUUCACCAUCAACUCUUGGGCUUCUUUUCCCAUUAGCCUGUUUUUUUAAAGCCACUGAAAGGUUAAUGUAAGCUGUGUUUUUUAAACGCUGCAUUAUAUCACAGUUGACUAUCAUGCACUGUCCACAAACAAUGUUUCAAUGAUUUCCUCAUAGGGUGGAUUGUCUGAAGUGUCUUGUAGAGGAUGUGACUGUUUCAUGUGACACAAACCUAAACCUCAAAACUGAUGUGACACUGGUCUUAGCAAAGAUUAUUUUUCUUAUUCCAAAAACUUUUAACUUUUGAUCUUGCAAAUGGAAACAUGGCCAGGCCCCCACAUCUAGUCUGCUCAAAGCUUGUUUGAACCAGAAGAUGGAAAUGUCUGUAAAUAAAGAUGCCGAUGCAACAAACUCAAACACUGUCAAAAACGUGUCAGUCUAUUGCCAAUGAGCUGGCUGCAGCCUUAACAAUAAAGAAUUAACUUACAGGUAUGUGUCUAUUAGCUCAACCAGAAUAUACUUCUAAUUUUGUUAGCAAUAAACAGAACAUAAUGCACCUACUUAAAGUGCUGGGGGUCGAGGCUAAUGAGUUGCAGAUGAAUGCAACUUGUUGGUGUGCCUAAAUGACUACCAUGAUGUUUUGUUUAAACAGUGUCAGAAUCACAUGGCAGCCAUCUAUAUUAACCAAUAACCACAAUACAGUAAAUCAAUCAGCACCCUGUUUGUUCAUUAACAGUUAGAGGCUUAAGUCACUGAUAUGCUGUACUCAUACAAUAGAAUGUAUUUGAAUCUUCAGUAGAAGUUGACCUUGUUUAAGGGCGAGUAAAAACCCUUUGGAUGCUUUUAUACUCGCUCUUAAACAAUGACCAGUAAAUGGGAAAAGGUAAAUCACUGAUCCAGUGGCUUUAAGUAGAAAUGGUCUACCACCUAUAGUGUGUAUUUUGCAACACCAACAAGCCUGAUUUUAGGUCAGGUCUUCAUAUCUGAGCUUGAUGUUGACUGUCUUUCUAAACAUGAGAUGCCUUAAUGCAUGUGAGUUUAAACAUUUUAUCCAGUCAGAUCUUGAACUGUAAGAUCUGCAGUAGUGCAUGUCCGCGCUGUGUCACGUUAUCUUCCACACAUCACCAGCUGUUUGAAGAUGUAACCGUUGUGUAGCAGCUUUUUGUUAAAGCACUGGCUGAUGUGUUUGCAUUUGACUGUGAAAUCUCUUCAGUUUUUAUAUUGCUGUUACUAUAAAAAAAAAUAAAAGGCAAGUAUCAGA
Dicentrarchus labrax (European seabass) is the source of this 2521-nucleotide messenger RNA. It is a transcript of the gene banf1, whose product is annotated as BAF nuclear assembly factor 1. Gene Ontology annotation, molecular function: DNA binding. The record is from RefSeq and is a predicted model, not a curated record. The coding region runs from base 186 to 458 and encodes 90 amino acids. The transcript is spliced from 3 exons. NCBI's taxonomy places the organism in Eukaryota, Metazoa, Chordata, Actinopteri, Moronidae.